GCGCCUGCGCAGUGGCUCCGAGCGGGCGGUUGCCUGUUGGUUGUUGUAGUAACCGGGGAAGCAGCCGUCUGCGGCUGCUGUGAGCCCGGCAGGGGAAGGAGAAGGAAGGUAGGCGCAGAGCGCGAUCCCCGCCUGCCUGCCCCGGGCCAUGGGAAGAUGAGCCAGGAAUCUGUGCCACCCAAAUUGUUUGAUCCAGUGAAUCUGCAAGGAAAGGUCUCUGAGGCCCUGUCUGUUGACUGUAUGACAAACCCCAAAGGAAAUGCCAGUCGUGAUGGCUCGGGACCUGGAAGAAACAGCAUCAUCCUCAGAGGAUGAGGACGUGGUAAACCACGAGGAUCAUCCAUGUAUCAUGUGGACUGGAGGCUGCAGGAGAAUUCCAGUUUUGGUAUUCCAUGCUGAGGCUAUUCUAACAAAGGACAAUAAUAUUCGAGGAAUUGGAGAACGCUAUCAUUUAUCUUACAAGAUUAUACGAACGGACAGUCGCCUGGUGCGCAGCAUUCUGACAGCCCAUGGAUUUCAUGAAGUUCACCCAAGCAGCACUGACUAUAACCUCAUGUGGACAGGAUCCCACCUGAAGCCCUUCUUACUUCGUACCCUCUCUGAAGCACAAAAGGUUAAUCACUUCCCCAGGUCGUAUGAACUAACCCGGAAGGACCGACUGUACAAAAACAUCAUUCGAAUGCAGCACACACAUGGAUUUAAGGCUUUUCACAUCCUGCCUCAGACCUUCCUCCUUCCAGCUGAGUAUGCGGAAUUCUGUAAUUCAUAUUCAAAGGACCGGGGACCUUGGAUAGUAAAACCAGUGGCUUCCUCUAGGGGGCGCGGCGUCUACCUGAUCAACAAUCCAAACCAGAUUUCCCUGGAAGAGAACAUCCUGGUCUCCCGUUACAUCAACAACCCCCUGCUCAUAGAUGAUUUCAAGUUUGAUGUGCGCCUCUACGUGCUGGUGACUUCCUAUGACCCUCUUGUUGUCUAUCUCUAUGAAGAAGGGUUGGCCAGGUUUGCAACUGUACGAUAUGAUCAAGGAGCCAAGAACAUUCGGAACCAGUUCAUGCACCUGACCAACUACAGCGUGAACAAGAAGAGUGGAGACUAUGUCAGUUGUGAUGAUCCUGAAGUGGAGGAUUAUGGAAACAAAUGGAGCAUGAGUGCUAUGCUUAGGUACCUGAAACAAGAAGGCAGAGAUACAACUGCGUUGAUGGCCCAUGUAGAAGACCUGAUCAUAAAGACUGUAAUCUCUGCUGAACUAGCUAUUGCUACGGCCUGUAAAACCUUUGUUCCUCAUCGCAGCAGUUGUUUCGAACUCUAUGGAUUUGAUGUGCUCAUAGAUUCUACUCUGAAGCCAUGGUUGUUGGAAGUAAAUCUCUCUCCUUCUUUGGCCUGUGACACACCUCUGGACCUCAAGAUUAAAGCCAGUAUGAUUUCAGAUAUGUUCACUGUUGUAGGAUUUGUGUGCCAAGAUCCUGGCCAGAGGGCAUCAAGCCGGCCAAUUUACCCCACCUUUGAGACUUCCAGGAGAAACCCUUUUCAGAAGCCUCAGCGUUCCCGUCCACUCUCUGCCAGUGAUGCAGAAAUGAAAAACCUCGUGAGCUCAGCCCAGGAGAAGAUGGCGGGGAAGUUAGGUGGUUCAGUGCUUGGUCUGUCAAUGGAAGAGAUCAAAGUUCUACGGAGGGUGAAGGAAGAGAACGAUCGGAGAGGUGGAUUUAUUCGCAUAUUCCCUACAUCAGAAACAUGGGAAAUAUAUGGGUCCUACCUCGAGCACAAGACCUCCAUGAACUAUAUGCUGGCAACACGUCUCUUCCAGGACAGACUGGCUUCUGAUGGCGCACCAGAGUUGAAGAUAGAGAGUAUGAAUUCAAAGGCCAAGCUGCAUGCUGCCCUUUAUGAGAGGAAGCUGCUGUCUCUAGAGGUGCGAAAACGUAGACGCAGAGGUGGCAGAUUGAAAACAAUGAGGCCAAAAUACCAAGUGACUACCCAGCCAGCUGAAAUGAAUGUUAAAACUGAGACAGAGAGUGAAGAGGAGGAAGACGCUGCAAUAGACAAUGAAGAUGAAGAGCAGGAAUCUUCCCUGGAGGAGUCUGCAGGGCCCCUUGGAGAAAAUCAAGCCAAGUACCCAUCCUCACUGACCGUUCUGGUGGAAAAUUCACCCAGAGAAACUGCUUUGAAAGUUCCUGACUGGAAUAAUAAAGGGGAACAGAGCUGCAAAGCUGGGUCUCAGGAGCCAGAGCCUCCAUUUAACCUGAUGCAGAUUCUACAAGAUAAUGGAAAUCUUAGCAAAGUGCAGGCCCGAAUAGCAUUCUCUGCCUAUCUCCAGCAUGUUCAAAUGCGCCUGAUGAAAGACAGUGGAGGUCAAACGUUCAGUGCCAGUUGGGCUGCCAAAGAGGAUGAACAGAUGGAGUUGGUGGUUCGUUUCCUUAAGCGAGCGUCAAGCAACCUCCAGCAUUCACUGGGUGUGUCGCUCCCCAGUCAACGACUGGCACUUCUGGAACGCAGGAGAGCCCUGGCCAAGCACCUGGCUGACUUUAUUUUUAUGUAUAACAAGGAAACAGAACAAAUGGCUGAAAGGAAAUUGAAGAAGAAACUUGAGGAAGAAGAAGAAGAUGGGGUGAACGCAGAAAACUUUGAAGAGUUCAUCAGACAAGCAAGUGAGGCUGAACUGGAAGAAGUGUUGACUUUUUAUACCCAAAAAAACAAGUCUGCAAGUGUGUUCCUGGGGACUCACUCCAAAAGCUCUAAGGACAGCAGCAGUUGUUCUGAUAACGGGGCAAAAGGUGAUCACCCUGAGACAGUGGAAGAAGUAGAAACAAAUGAACCCCAACAGCAAAACGCAACAGACAUUGAUUCUGAUGAAUUAUCUCGCUUUGCCACUUCAGCAGAAAAAGAGACUGAAUUCGAGUACACCACUUCUCCCUCUCCUUCUUUUCCUGGUCCUGCUGCUACUGUUCUGCAGAAAAUUCCCAGCGCCCGUUUGUCAUCUACUACGACCUCUGACCUCCCGCCAGGGCCUUGCCACGAUUCUUUAUCUCAAAUUCCUCCAUCUAUCGCCAGCAUGCCUCACCAGUCAUCAGUUUUACUGAACCCAGUAAACCAUGCUGCGCCCGCCAUCCAUCCUGGGACACACAAUAUACCGAGCCCCGCUGGCCUGCCUCGCUGUCGAUCAGGCAGUUACACCAUUGGCCCCUUUUCCUCUUUCCAAAGUGCCGCAUACAUCUACAGCCAGAAAUUGUCUCGUCCCUCUUCAGCAAAGGCAGGUUCAUACCAUUCAAGCAAGCACCAUUCAGCAGUAACCAAAGCACAAAGGGAGGGCGAGGAUGGUUCUUCCUACAGCAAAUGGUACAGCCACAAUAUGGUCACAGCUGAACUUCAGCGGCUAGCAGAGAAGCAGGCGGCCCGGCAGUAUUCUCCAUCCAGCCACAUAAAUCUCCUCACCCAGCAGGUAACAAACCUGAAUUUGGCAAGUGGCAUCAUAAGCAGAAGCAGUUCUUCAACUCCCCCCACCCUUCGGCCUGUCAUCAGCCCUAAUGUCCCAACAUGGUCAACGCAGGCAGACCCCCAAGCUCCUGAGAGUCACUGCAGCCCUCCUGGAAGCAGGAACCUCCAGACAGGUGGCUUUGCCUGGGAGGGAGAGGUAGAGAACAACGCAUACAGCAAGGCAACAGGGGUGAUCCCCCAGCACAAGUAUUCCCCCACUGCGGGCAGUUACCAACUCCAUCUUGCCCUGCAGCAGCUCGAACAACAAAAACAUCAAUCCCGGCAGCUUCUAGACCACAGUCGAGCCCGGCACCAGGCCAUCGUUAGCAGCCAGACACUACCUAAUUCCAAUUCAUGGACAGGGAAUAAUGCUGCAGGCGGCAGAAUGUCAAGUGCCACAGCCAGUGGCCAGAAGCCAAUCACUCUGUCACAAAAAGUGGUGCCACCUCCAAGUUCAUCCUCCUCCCUGGUCCCCAAGCCCCCAUCCAGUCACAAACAAGUGCUCAGAAAGUCAGCAUCUCAGAGGUCUUCCAAAGGCUUCUCCGCAGAAUGGCAGCUGAAUGGACUCCAGAGCAACCUUAACUCUGCAGCCUUUGUGCCCAUCACCAGCUCCACAGGUUAG
Orycteropus afer afer is the source of this 4093-nucleotide messenger RNA. The record is from RefSeq and is a predicted model, not a curated record. NCBI's taxonomy places the organism in Eukaryota, Metazoa, Chordata, Mammalia, Tubulidentata, Orycteropodidae.